AUGAAUAUCUUCAUCCUUCACACAUCAUCGAAUCAUGUUCUCAUCCACAAGACUAUGGUUCCGGCAACUGCACGCCCUGAUAAGGAAAAUCUUCCUGAUUACACUGGUCAAGCACUGGCUCUCAACACUCCUCCGAGCUCUCCUCAUCCCCGUCCUGAUUCUCGUUCUAGUCCUUCAAAUCCAGAACUUCACAGGCGAUGGAAGCAGGGCUCGAACGCGGGAUCUGAUGUUGCUGGGGUUAUUGACAAGAUUAGAAGUGGUCUGAAGGGGAGUGUUGAAGUUGCUGACACUGAAGCUGAUUUACGAAAGCGAUGCCCGACGAGUCUGAGCGGUGUAACAAACUGUUACGCUGCCAUUAUCUUCAACGAUUCGCCGUUGAACAAGGCAGGGAAUAAGACAUGGAGUUACACCAUCAGGGUUAGUUCAGCACGGGCAUCAACCAAAUUCGACAUCACUACGCCUUCGAAGAACCACUACGCACCGCUACAACUCGCCGUCGAGAAUGCCAUUACAAACACUACCACGGCCCCGAAUAACUACAUGUUUACACGGAUAACACAAGAUGAAGCUGCCGAGUUGAAGCGUCGUAACUUUGCGGCGACCAUCGUCGGUGGUUUCGGAAUCGUGUGUUUUCUGAGUAUGAUUUCGUCGGUGUUUCAUAUUAUUGGCAUGAUAUCGACUGAGAGGGAGGCAGGGAUGGCGCAGUUGAUUGAUGUGAUGACAGGUGGUGCUGCGUCGGCGAGGGUGUUGAGUUAUCUUAUUGCUUUUGAUAUCAUCUACUUGCCGAGUUGGAUCAUCUUCGGCGCCUUGUACGCAUCCCUUCUCGUCCCGACCUCGAACGCUGGCAUAAUUAUUCUCUGGCAGAUCCUCUCCGGCCUAUCCCUCACAAGCAUGAGUGUCUUCGCAGCCACCAUCAACAUCCGAUAUACCGCCAUCUCCAUGGUCAUCGUCCUAAUGCUUCUCGCCACCCUCUGCGAAAUCCUCGACUCGAAACCCGAAAACGUUCCCGCGCUUAUCGUUUUAAUCCUAUCUGCCAUCUUCCCGAGCUCGAGCUACAUCUUCUUCCUGAACCAACUCUGCCGAAACGAAGCGCAAGGUCUCGCAACAAAUAUCUCGAAACCAGCUCCCCAUGAGCCUCGAAUCUAUGAAGUCACAGUAUCCAUGCUUUGGGGGCUGUUACUUCUCACCAUAGUCUUCUAUCCCUUGCUAGCUAUACUUAUUGAGAAGUGCUCUCAUGGGGUUAGCAACAAGGGCAGAAAGUUCACAAGCACCAAUGGAACGACCGAGUCUUCAACAGCCCUUGAGAUUGUCGACCUCACAAAAACUUACAACCCUUCCCUCUGGAGACGGUGCUGCCGAAGAGCUCGUCCAACGAUAGCUGUUAACUCACUCAGCUUUUCCAUGCAGAGGAAGCAAGUCUUAUGUCUCCUCGGCAUCAAUGGAUCUGGCAAGACAACAACACUGGGUUUGAUCGCUGGUACACAAAAGCUCACAAGUGGCUCGAUAAAUGUCAAUGCCCCUCGUUCGAACCUCGGUAUCUGCCCUCAACGCAACAUCCACUGGCCCGAGCUCUCAGUCCUCGAACACGGCAGACUAUGGGCCAUGAUGAAAGGCGGAGCAACAGACCCUCAGUCCCUAGAGACUCUCGUCGAAUCCUGCGAUCUAUCCCUAAAGAAGCACAGUCCUGUCGGUACACUGAGCGGAGGUCAGAUGAGAAAGGUCCAAAUGCUAUGCAUGUUAGCAGGGGGCAGUUCAAUCUGUCUCAUGGACGAAGUAACCACCGGCAUGGACCCUGUCUCUCGAAGAGCAAUGUGGAACAUCAUCCUCGCCGAACGUCAAAAACGAAGCCUCAUCCUCACGACCCAUUUCCUUGACGAAUGCGAAGUUUUAGCCGAUAAAGUCGUCAUCGUAUCACACGGCCACGUCAAGUGUCAGGGUUCAACAGCAGCAUUAAAGAAUCUCCAUGGAGGAGGUUAUCGAGUCCAUUUACCCGGAGUUCAGAAUCCACCAGAAACACCAUAUGCUACGACUGUACAUCAAGGGCAGACUGUUUUCAAUACUCCAGAUUCGACAUCUGCUGCACAGCUUUUGACGUCUCUACAAGCAGCGGGAUACUCUGAUACGUCAUUGAAUGGACCUACUAUGGAAGAUGUCUUCCUCAAGGUCGCAGAUGAAGGUGAUGACGAUGAGGUUGGAACUUCUGACCGGAGUCCUUUUCUUGAAGGUAACGAAGCACCAGACAGUCAACUUAGUUCAGGAAACCACGCCUCAUUCUUCCAACAACUCUCAGCUCUCCUCCUCAAGCGCCUUCUGGUUCUUAAGAGAGGAUUCUGGUGGUACAUCCUCGCUCUCGCAAUCCCACUAAUCUUCACACCGGUCUUCAGCGCCAUGGCCAACGAUCCCACUCCCUUCCAACCGACACCCUGUGUAUCAACCGACUCAUCCAUCCUCGACGAACCAUGGCCCAUUGCUCUUCGUCCAGAUAGCUACUAUGACCUCGCAGGUUCCGAUAAUAUCUCCAUGCUCGUUGGUCCAAGCUCUCUCAACAAGACUCUCUUUCGCUCGUUGUCAAAGUUUCCUGUUGGGAAGGAAUAUGACAUGAAGGCCUACCAAGAUCAGUUCAAGUUUCAAGAUGACUAUGAUGCUUUCUUGAAACAAGUUCGUGAUAAGCCGAGACAGCUUGUACCCGGAGCGUUGUACAUGAAUGGGAAGGAUAAAGAUACGCUUGCGUACAACGCUGAGCAUGGGCCUGAUGGAUCGAUGUUGAUGUUGAAUAUGUGGAGUCAGCUGAAGAUUGAAACUCCAAUUUCACUUUCUUUUGCAUACUUCAGCUCUUCGAUACCAUCUGACCCUGGCCCUGGCAUGUUUCUCGCUAUCCUACUCACCGUCUUGCAUGUCCUCUACCCAGCCUUCUUCGCUCUAUACCCCGCGUACGAACGACUUCGAAAGAUUCGAACCCUACAAUACUCCAACUCGAUCCAACCUCUUGCACUAUGGACAUCUCACAUCAUCGUCGACAUAGUCUUUGUCCUUAUUAUAUCCUGUCUCUCUACCUUAUUUAUCUCAUUGAUCAUUCUCAAAUGGUACGGAGCCUGGCAUCUCUUCCCUGUCAUGCUUCUAUAUGGCUUUGCGAUGAUGCUCUGGUGUUACAUCAUUUCUCUUUUUGCUCGAUCAGAACUCUCUUCCUUCGGUAUAUCCUUUUGCAUCUCGCUUUUGAUGUUUGGCAUCUCCGUCGCAGGACUUAUGAUUGCCUCUGUCAACCAAAGCCCAGGCAAUAGGUCUUCCUCCAUGGACACAGCGGUUUUCAUCCUUGGCCUCAUCUUCCCAGUCGCCAACCUCUUCCGCGCCAUGGUCGUCGGCCUCAACGUCUGGGCCGCGGGAUGUCGCGGUGAUGCAGUGAUAAGUUAUCCAGGCAACAUCCACGCCUACGGCGGCCCAAUUCUUCUCCUCUGUAUUCAGGUGGCGUAUCUAUAUGCUAUUCUACUGUUACUUGACGGAAGAACAUGGACUCUUCGAAGUUUGUGGGCAGAGCAUAUCGUGCCGCUGUAUGAUCGGAAGAGGAUCGACGGGAAAGAUGCUCACAUUGAGAUGGCGCCGGUGACAAAGUCUCGCGGCAUGAGUGGGAACUUGGUCGACGUUGAUCAGAUUCAUAAGUCUUUUGGUGGUAAUGUUGCUGUUGAUGGUGUCUCUCUCACGAUGGCAAAGGGAGAGCUACUUGGACCCAACGGCGCUGGUAAGACGACUACCAUUAACAUGAUGCGAGGCGAGGUUCGCCCAGACUACGGCAACAUCUACAUCAAAGGUGUGGAUAUGCAGAAGGAUACCCGAGCUGGGCGACAGAGCAUCGGCUAUUGCCCACAGUUUGACGCAUUGGAUCAAAUCACCGUGCGCCAACAGCUUGCUUUCUACGCUCGCGUGAAGGGUAUCGCAGAUGUACAGAGGAACGUCAACUUGGUCAUGUCAAAGGUUGGACUGAGACCUCACGCCGAUAAGCUGACAUCUCGGUUAUCUGGCGGAAACAAGAGGAAGCUGAGCUUGGCUAUCGCGCUGCUAGGCAACCCACCGAUUCUCAUCCUGGACGAACCAAGUUCAGCGAUGGAUCCUAUAGCCAAGCGCGACAUGUGGGCUAUGCUCUCAUCCAUCUCCUCAAGUCGCUCAGUUCUGUUGACGACACAUUCGAUGGAAGAAGCAGAUAUGUUAGCAACCCGGGUCGCCAUCCUCUCCAAACGCAUCCUCGCCGCUGGCACAAUCCAAGAGCUUCGCAACAGGCACAGCAACUCCUACGAAGUACACUUGGUACUAGAAUCAGCACCAUCCUCUGACCAGCUGGAAAUGCAAAAGGCAGAAGCAUGGAUUUGCCAAACAUUCCCAGGCGCCAACUUUAGAGGGCUGAGCCUAGGUGGACAGUUUCGCUUCAGUAUUCCGGCGAAUAGCACUGCCGAUGAAGCUUUUGCUGCGUCGCAGAAUAGAAAAGGUCAGGUUGUCGAGGUGAUUGAGACUUUGGAGCAGCAUAAGAGGAGUAUGGGUGUGGCGCAUUAUACUGUUAGUAUGGGGACUUUGGAGAUGAUAUUCUUGAAGAUUAUUGAGGAGUAUAUUUUGUAUUAG
Messenger RNA from Fusarium oxysporum Fo47, 4605 nucleotides. RefSeq lists its product as uncharacterized. Bases 1 to 4605 code for a protein of 1534 amino acids. The record is from RefSeq and is a predicted model, not a curated record. Lineage: Eukaryota; Fungi; Ascomycota; Sordariomycetes; Hypocreales; Nectriaceae. Gene Ontology annotation, cellular component: membrane; intracellular membrane-bounded organelle. Gene Ontology annotation, molecular function: ABC-type transporter activity; lipid carrier activity; ATP hydrolysis activity. The transcript is spliced from 12 exons. Gene Ontology annotation, biological process: lipid transport; transmembrane transport.